AUGGCGCCGCCUCCUCCCGCGACCUUGCCUCUGGUUGAGAGGCUGAAGGCCCUGGCCCAGACCCUUCAGUUUGCUUGGUUCGUUGGCCACCUGACACUGCUCCUCUCUGUCUGCCGCUAUACCCUGUCUUUCAUCCUCUUCAACUACUACUCCUCCUCGGCACGGAUCGCGUAUCGCCUGGCGUUCAUCUCUGCGGCCGUGACCUAUGGAAUUGUCGUGUACAAGGGUCACUUCGCCCGGGGUGUCUCUGGAAGUGUGCCUCAGAUUGUGACCAAGCUCAUUUCUGAUGAGAAUGUGCAGUACCUGGGAAUGGCUCUGGUCUGGCUUUACUCCCGACAACUCAUUUUGGCCCUCCUCCCCUUCAGCGUGUACUCGGUCUUCCACGUUGCCACCUACAGCCGUAUGUACCUGAUCCCGACCCUGCAGCCCUCAUCCCCCGGUGCUGCUGGCGGGGCCUCGCCCACCUCCCCCUCCGGCUCGAAGCCUGCUGGCAAGCAGAACCCCCUCUCCGAGACCAUUGGCCGCUUCAUCAAGCAGUACUAUGAUGCCAGCAUGGGUGUUGUCGCUUCUCUUGAGAUCCUGCUCCUCCUUCGCCUCGUCCUCUCCGCCAUCACCUUCUCCAAGGGCAGCUGGGUUCUGCUGGUUGUCUACCUGGCUUUCUUCCGCGCCCGCUACGCCCAGAGCUCUUUCGUCCAGCAGGCUGUCCGCCAGCUGACCGCCCGUGCCGACGCCUCUCUCUCGCACCAGAGCACUCCCCCUCAGGUUCGUCAGGGCUGGGAGGCUUUCAAGGGCGUCGUGCGCCAGGGCUACGAGGCGACUGACAUCGGCCGCUACAUCUCUGGCCCUGCUGCUGCCAAUAAGAAGCCCCAGUAA
This is a messenger RNA of Penicillium canariense, 873 nucleotides long. RefSeq lists its product as uncharacterized. Gene Ontology annotation, biological process: endoplasmic reticulum tubular network organization; membrane organization. The coding region runs from base 1 to 873 and encodes 290 amino acids. The record is from RefSeq and is a predicted model, not a curated record. Gene Ontology annotation, cellular component: endoplasmic reticulum; membrane. NCBI's taxonomy places the organism in Eukaryota, Fungi, Ascomycota, Eurotiomycetes, Eurotiales, Aspergillaceae. The transcript has 4 exons.